Acanthoscelides obtectus is the source of this 2146-nucleotide messenger RNA. Lineage: Eukaryota; Metazoa; Arthropoda; Insecta; Coleoptera; Chrysomelidae. The record is from the annotation of a GenBank genome assembly.
AUUUGAAUAUGUUAUGACCCGAUAGCAUUAGCUUAUUAACCUCGAAGCUCUAUUUUCUAUAAAUACUACCAUGUCGACUUUCCUGGAAAAUACGUUCUUGUAGUUUAGUACAAAUAUAGGCAUCAGAAUGACUAUCUCAAUCGAACGAUAUCUGUACUGCAAAUCGUGUAAUACCUAUGGUUAAAGAUAUAUGCAGAUAAUCUUAAUGGUUAAUGGCAAAACCCAUCUCAUUGAUAUCCAAGACUGAACCAAUAACCAAAGAUGCGACGAAGUUAUGCUAGAAGCUAGGCCCGAGAAAAGCCUGAUACGGCUGUUGGAAAUACCCACUUCCAAAGAAAAAAAUUAUCUACAUUUCCGUAGAGUAUAUAUUUUAUCGUGUGUUGUUAGUCAGUUCAGUUAAUGUUUAUCUGUUAUAUACGUACAAGGCUCCUGGGUGCCAAAAGGAUGUUCGUACUGCCCGUUAUUCUCUUGCUUCUUCAGUAUGACUGGGUAUAUGCAGAGCACCCACAGCUAACUACACCAUCUGGGAGCAUCAAAGGAUCAUUAUUGACCUCAAGGCUAGGCAAAACUAUCUACGCCUUCAGAGGCAUAAGGUACGCCGAGCCUCCGGUCGGCGAAUUAAGGUUCAAACCACCUGUUGCUGUAGAAACAUGGAAUGGUACCUACGACGCUACGAAAGAUGGUUCUAUCUGUCCACAGCCAACGGCAGGUGAUCCUGUAUCAGAGGAUUGCUUGAUGCUUAAUGUUUACUCCACAAAGCUCCCAAAAGGAAAAGAUAAUCCCAAACGUCCAGUGAUAGUUUAUAUACUUCCUGGUGCAUUUUACAGCACUACAAGUGUUAGUUAUUGGGCUGGGCCACAAUAUUUUAUGGACCAAGAUAUUGUUUUCGUAACCUUCAACUACCGACUGGGAUCACUGGGAUUCCUCGCAACAGGCGAUAAAGAAUCCCCUGGAAACUAUGGAAUGAAGGACCAAGUUGUAGUAUUGAAGUGGGUUCAGAAGAAUAUUGCUUCUUUCGGUGGAGAUCCUGAUUCGGUGACGUUGUUGGGCUAUAGUGCUGGAAGCUGGAGUAUUAUAUUUCACAUGGUAUCCCCCAUGUCUAAAGGUUUAUUCCAUAAGGGGAUUGCAAUGAGUGGUUCUCCUGUCGGAGGUUGGCCCAUCCCAACUGGGCAGCUCGAUAUAGCUAAGAAACAAGCUAGGCUUGUAGGAUGUCCAGAUGAUACCUCUAAGAACAUCGUGAACUGCUUGAAGACAAAAUCGGCAAAGGAGCUAGGAGACUCUUUUUUUGGAUUUAGGGAAUUCGGAUACGACCCUAUUUUAAUUUGGUCUCCGGUGAUAGAACCUGAAGUAGGUCAAGAAAGAUUUAUUACCGACAAUCCUAUUCGACUAAUUAUGAAUGGCCAUUUGCAGCAUAUACCUUUUAUCACAGGACAGACCAAAGAUGAGUUCUCGUAUUCCGCGUUUAAUGUUGUCAACAACGAAACCUUGACUAAGGAAAUGAACGAAGAUUGGGAUAGAAUAGCCCCGAUUAGUUUCAUAUACGAAAGGGGAACUAAGCAGUCUUUGAAAGUCAGCAGAGCUAUAAGAAAAUUUUAUUUGGAUGACAAGCCAAUUAGUAAGAGUAACAGAGAAGCUUUGGGUAAAAUUUAUUCAGAUUCAAUAGAAACAUUCCCUAUCAAUAGAGCUGUCAAGCUAAUGGCACAAUACAACAAGAAACCCGUUUAUUAUUACAGGUUCAGUUUCCAAGGUAGAUACAGCCAUUUUUAUCUUCCUGGAACCAACAACACUGUUCCUUAUGGGGUGGUACAUCAUGACGAUCUGAUAUAUCUCUUCUACAUCCAAAGAUUAUUCCCGAGGUUCAAUGCUACUUCACCAAGACCGGAAAUAGAUAUGGUGCAAACAUUGACAACGCUGCAUACAAAUUUUGCUAAAACAGGAAAUCCAACACCAACACGCAAUCCAACACUUGAUAACGUAAAAUGGGAUACAUUCAACUUAGAUACUCAAAAGUAUUUGGAUAUUGGAGAAAAAUUGGUGAUGAAAGAACGGAUGUACGAAGAUCGUGUCAAGCUGUGGGAGGAUUUAUAUCCUUUGAGCAUGUACAAUUAGUUGGUGAUAAUAGAGAAAUAUAUGCUUAUGAAUUAUA